ACAUGUGCAGCGUCCGUGUCACGUGUAAGAAGCUGCAGAGACGGAGAGCUCGGGAUAAAUGCGGUGAGUGAUCGACAGGACCGAGAGCCAAUCAGCUGAGGAAUUUUGGGUAGCAACAAAAUAAAUACAAACCCGACGGCCAAUCACAAACGGCGGGAGGCGUUGCUUACAGUCCGCUUUUCUGACUGUUUACUUCCGUCAAUAUUCAAAGAAAAGCAGAAAAUUAUCACCAUAACAAAGGACUCGCUAUCUCUGGAGCAGGUGGAAGAACAUGCCGUUCUUGGGCCAAGAUUGGAGAUCACCAGGCUGGAGCUGGAUCAAAACUGAGGACGGCUGGAAACGCUUUGAAUAUUUGAACCACAAACUGGGAGACAAUAUCAAUGAACUUACCUUGGAAGAAUUGGACAAUGACAAGGAGAACAUCUACGUGGGAGAUGUCUGUGAAGUAGCUGCCAAGAAGAGAAAAAAGGACUUCUUCAACAACAACACUAAGUCACAGUUUUUUUUCCAGGAGAGGUGGAUCUACGUUCAGAAGGAGAGUACGCGAGAGAGGCAUGGGUACUGUACGCUUGGCGAGGCCUUCAAUCGUCUGGAUUUUUCCAGCGCCAUUCAGGAUGUGCGGCGAUUCAACUAUGUGAUCAAACUUCUGCAGUUGAUUGCCAAGUCCCAGCUGACGUCUUUGAGUGGAGCUGCUCAGAAAAACUAUUUCAAUGUCCUGGAGAAGAUUGUGAGAAAAGUUCUGGAUGACCAUCAUAACCCACGUCUGAUCAAGGCGUUGCUGAAUGAUCUAAGCUCCACUCUCUGCAUCCUCAUCCGAGAAGUUGGGAAGUGUGUGCUGAUUGGCAACAUCAACAUUUGGGUCUGCCGUUUAGAAACCAUCUUAAACUGGCAACAGCAGCUCAACAAUUUGCAAAUUCCAAAGCAAGUUUCAAAUGGCAUGACACUGAGCGACCUUCCUUUGCACAUGCAAAACAACAUCCUGUUCAAGUUUAGUGAUGCCUGUGACAUCAUCAGUCUGGGACAAACCACACCAACACUGCACAUGCUCAGUGAGGACCAGCAACUGUGGAAGAAACUGUGCCAGUUUCAUUUCGCCGAGAAACAGUUCUGCAGGCACUUGAUUCUGUCAGAGAAGGGCCAUGUGGACUGGAAGCUGAUGUUUUUCACACUUCAGAAAUACUACCCUGUGAAAGAACAGUACGGAGACACUCUGCAGUUCUGCAGGCACUGUAGCAUCCUCUUCUGGAAUGACAGACACCUGGCUUUAAUCUUUAAGGACUCGGGACAUCCUUGCACAGCAAAUGAUCCGGACAGCUGCCUCACCCCUGUCUCUCCCCAGCACUUCAUAGACCUCUUCAAGUUCUGAAAUUCAGAAUGUUCUUGGACCUCUCGCCUUCCAAUCUCCUUUGGAACACCUGCAAACAAAGACCUCUAACACUGAUAAAACAUUUUCACCUUUUCAGCUCUGUGCUCCAAACCAUGUCCGUCCUUCUCCUCUUUUACGUUUCCCAGACAGUCGUUCUGUGAUUAAAAUGUUCAAACUUCCGACAAUGUAACUAAUGACUGAAUUUUCUGUUGCCUCACCCAAACUUUAAGGGCUUAUGGAAAGAUGUCAUAAUAAUGUUGCUUACAUAUUUGUCCACUUUUUUUUUUCCUCGUUGUGUUCUCAGACAA
Molecule: messenger RNA, 1674 nt
Organism: Sinocyclocheilus rhinocerous
Lineage: Eukaryota; Metazoa; Chordata; Actinopteri; Cypriniformes; Cyprinidae
Product: F-box only protein 25-like
Exons: 11
Coding region: 272-1366 (364 amino acids)
Biological process (GO): protein ubiquitination
Cellular component (GO): cytoplasm; nucleus; SCF ubiquitin ligase complex
Molecular function (GO): protein binding
Source: RefSeq, a predicted model, not a curated record